This is a messenger RNA of Suillus fuscotomentosus, 1056 nucleotides long. RefSeq lists its product as uncharacterized. The coding region runs from base 1 to 1056 and encodes 351 amino acids. NCBI's taxonomy places the organism in Eukaryota, Fungi, Basidiomycota, Agaricomycetes, Boletales, Suillaceae. The transcript is spliced from 8 exons. The record is from RefSeq and is a predicted model, not a curated record.
AUGACCUCCGAGAAUACCACUUCCAACAUUCCGAGUAAACGCCCUGCAUCGGCUCUUCAGAUGGGGCCCCGCAAAAAAUCGCACAGUUCAACAUCUGAUCCACUUAUCUCCCACGGACGCCACUUCAGUCGAACAGUAUUCGCUCUGUGCAAUUUUCCUUCUCUGCUUACCAACAGGAUCCUCAGGUUAGAGCAAAUGGAAGAUACCUCUUCACUAGAAGACUUCUCUGCUGAUGAGCGGCAAGAGCAUCGCGUGUUUGAGCACCUCUUAGAAUCUUACCCUGGCCUUUUAGAGCGACUACAGAAUGGGUCUGAAGAAGAACUUAUCUAUGUUGGUGAGCUAAUUGGUAAGGGAGCCGCAGGUGCGAGGGGCGACGACACGAAAACAUUGAAGUCCGCAGUGCUUGAUUGGAUUUCCCCAAAAGGAGCAGCAAUCCAGCCUCAUUUACACAGAAACUCGAAGAUCGACCGCAGAUUCAAUCAUGAGCUAACCGGGUCGUUGCUUUGUCCUGCUGGGUUGGACUGGAAAGACCCAGAAGAGAACCUCCAAAGCGGAGAAAUCUCGGUAUGCGGAGAUCAAUGGCCCAUAUUUUUGUACGCCAACUAUACUUACGACGCUGAUGACCCAUGGUGUGGUCUUCUUAGGAAUCGCUUACUUGUAUCUGCUUACAAGCACGUUUUCACAUCCCCAAGUUCAGUAGACAAAGAACCCAAAGCCACACGGUCUGGAAACGCUCGCCUCCAUGGCAUGAACGCUGUUACGAUCGCUUCCAUAGCUUAUAUUGCGACGCAGGUUCUAUUUUCUCUGAGUUCCUCAUCAGUGUUUUCACGGACCAAUACGACCACAGACUCGGAGACAUUCUACCACAGUCUCCUUGACCUGCUCGAGGACCCUGAUGAAUAUAAGGAAAUCGACGAGCUGCUGACAUGGUGGAACCGCCAAGUCUUUCCUACUUCAUCUGCCGCCAAGCGACCCAUCAGCACCAACAGCGCCUUAGCAAAGAUUCGACUCAAAUGCCUUGCAGUCAAACGGGCUGCAGAUUCAAAUUCUUCGUAG